AUGGGCAAGUCUGGGGUGCUCAAGAAGCCGUCUGCCUCCGCUCUGGUCAAGAAGCCGUCUCUGAAGCAAGACCCCAGCGACGAUCUGGCACCUGCCGUGCCUGAGCCGCUGCAGCGACUGAAAGCUCUGUCUGAAGCGUCUGAAGCCUCUGGGGAGACUGUGCUUCCGUCCGAGGAGGCAUCUUUGUAUGCACCGGAUUGUUUCCUGCAUCUCUGGGAUACUCUGAGUUCUGAACAGAAGGAGUAUCUUCGCAAACCGAGCUUCUUGUUCUCUCUGAUUCCCGAUUGGGUCGAGCUCUGUGUCAGUUCUGUAGCUCCUCUGAACACUGACAUGGUGUCCUCUGCGGUGGUCUCUGCCUACGUGGCGGUCUGUGCUCUGGGCAAAGCCUUUCUGCGAAAGCAGGCGGAGAUUCUGACCUUGCUUGGUCUGUUCCUCGGCCUGGAUCGAGCGGAUCUGUUCUUCUGCUUGGCAUCUGGUGAGCAGAUCAGCCUCAUCUGGAACGGUGCCGUCAGUCUGCGCUGGACUCUGAAUGGCUGGCUGGUCAGGCGACGGGAUCUGUCUGUUGGAGAUCAUCUCUGGCUUUGCUGGAAGAACCCUCCACAAGGACACGCUCUGACAGAGCGAGAUCAGGGGGAUCUAGGGUUCUCUGAGGAGGAAGCCUCUGAUCCCAACGGCGAAUCUGCUGCCGAAGCCUCUGGCGAAGGUUCUGCUUUGCCUGCAUUGUCUGAAAAGAGCCUAGGAAGAAGCUUUCUGAUUGUCCAUGAAGAUGGCGGCGGUGCUGCGGCCGCUUCUUCUGCUGCUUUGGUGUCCAGCGAGGACGUGUCUGAGCAGCUUGUGGCAGCUUCUGAAGGUUCUGGAAAGCAGAAGAGACUGCUGCACUUCUGGAAGCCCGAGCACCCUCUAGCAGAGAAGCCUCCUCUGGAGAAGGAAGCUCAGCCCAAGGGCAGGCCACUGUCCGCUGCCAUGAAGCAAAUUCUGGCAGAAGUGGCAAGAGAGUCUGUUGUAGAACAGACUGACGAAGAAGCCCGUCUGGAAGCUCAGCGACGCUACGCGAAGAAGAAGAACACUGGCAGACCAAAGAAUCUGCCUGGAGCUCCUUCUAAGAAGCGCUCUGCAGAGAUGCCUCUGGCAGUGCAAGCCCGUGUUCUGAAGCAGAUGAAGACAGAGAUGCCUGGCUUUAGUUCUGAGCAGGACUUCGCUGCAGGCAUGAGCCGGAAACUUGGUCUGGACAAGAAGUACGUGAAGAAGCUCUGGGCUAGAAGAGACACCGUUCUCUUGCAACAGUCUGAGCGGAACUUCUCCGUGCGCCCUGGCAAGCACCUGUCUGGCCACUCUGGUAGGGGCCGUCAGAAGGCUAGCUCCAGACUACCAGGCCAAGGCUUCCGUCUGGCAGGAGCUGGCCGCAAGGCAGAGUUUUCUGCCGUGAAGACCGCUCUGCGGAACUGGUUCGAGGAGUCUCGUGCCUACGGGCACUCUGUGAAGAAGCGGCAUCUGCUGUCGCAGUGGCAGCUUCUGCUGAGCCAGGAGCUUCUGAAGCUCAAGUCUGCGAAGAGUGCCUCUGCAGACUCCUUCGAGCGGGGUCGUCUGGAUCAAAAGAUCUCUGAAGGCGAGAAGCAGCUGCAGUCUGCUGCGAAAGAUUCUGGCAAGAACCGUCUGAGGCAGCUGAUGCUGGACGUCGGUGCCAAGAAUCUGCAGCCGGAUCUGAAGACGAAGCUGUCUGAGUCUGAGGAGAUGGUCUCUGCGAAGCUCACUUACCAGAGUCUGGACCGCACUCUGUGGACAGCCUGCUUCGCACCUCUGGAGGAUCUGGCGACCAGGGUUGCCAAGCCCUCUGAGUUCAGAGAGCACGUCUCUGAUUUGGUCGUGAUCUGCUCCGACCAAAUCCCUCUGUGGAUAAAGUCUGGCAGCGAGCGAGAGCUCUUUGCUGAAUGGGAGCACAACCCUCUGCCCCAGCAGCAUCUGCGAGAGGCUCUGAAGAAUCACCAUCUGUCCUCCUCUGACCAGGUGAAGUCUGGCGAUCUGGUGGCACCUCUGCUGCAGGCUGUGAAGCCGUCUGCUGCCAGGCAAGCUCUGUACGGCCUCUGCAAAGACCCUGCUCUGGAGGGCGAGUCUGGUCAGUCUGGUUUGAGCGGUCAAGUUCUGCCUGGUCUUCUGGUGGUGCACGGCUCUCACGCUCGUCUGAACAACAUCGACAGCUCUGGUCGAUUUCUGCGAGACGAGACGUUUGAGUUCUCUGGCAAGGUGAUCUGCCGCAAAGCAGGCUCUUCUGCUGGCAAUCUGCUCCGUGGCUGGAGGCAGGCGAGGGACAAGGAUCCUUCUCUGUUUCGCCAGAUCAGUCUGAUGAGCCAGCCCUCUGCGAAUGUGGAUGGCAUCAUCUUCGCCUGGGCUCAGGAGGAGCUGGCUGCUCUGGCACCUGCCUCUGUCCAUGUCCGCGACUGCUUCGCGGCGGCCUGGUCUGUCUCUGGGGCAGAGUCUCUGUUCUACUCGCAGAGUCUGCAGACGGUCAUUGGACCGAAACUGACUGCGAGUCUGCAACUGACUGACACAGACUAUGCCAGAUCUUUCAAGAGUCUGGCAAGGUCUGCCAUGGACAACCUGCAUGCCGGUCAGACUGCUCUGCUGGCAGCUGGCGAGAAGGAGUUCUGGCGAGCGAGCCAUCUGGACAUGGCGACGGCUGUGGUGCAAGCUCAGACGAAGAUGUCUGAGCGACAGGCCUCGAAAGACUGGAUCGUGUCUGGUCUUCGCCGAAAGGGUCUGCUGGCUUACAGACCGGACUUCUCCAAGCAGACUCUGGUGCCUCUGAAAGACGAAGACUGCUGCGGCGCCUCCAUGGGUUCUGCAAGGACGAAGCCAGCCUGGCUGAAGGACCGCUACUCCUGGCUGGAUGCAUCUGGCAUUCCAGCCCAGCCGGACUGGUCUGCUCCGCACGGAGCCAAAGUCGUGGCGGAUCUGGUGGAAUGGAGCUACCACCAGUCGGACUCGCAGGACGAGGCUCUGGAAAGCCAGGUCUCCGAGGCCCUUCUGAACGUGCACGAGAUGCCACUGGAUCUGCAGCUCCCCUGCAUCGAAUCUGGCGUCCUGACACUUUCUCUGGACCUGCAACGUGCAGCCUGGCACAAGCAGCUCUCUGCGGACCAAAAGACUCUGCAGAAGAAAGCUGUGAAGCGAGACGUGAAGCAGAUGAUCGUUCUGGCCAAGCGGAAGCUUCGAGGAAAGCUUCUGGAAGCCAUGAGGCAUCGUCUGACACAGAUGUCCCGACAGCAAGCUUUGCAUCGUCUGGUGCCGAGAGCUUCUGACAAGAAAGCCUCUGUGACGAAGAAGGCCGCUCUGAAGCAGAAGAAAAAGACGGCCCUGGCCCACGCUGCCAAGGCUCUGGCGAAAGCCAAGGCUCUGGACGACAAGCCCUCCGGCGACUCUGCUUUGGUGCCUGGCCCUGCUCUUGCUGACCCCGUCUCUCAGAAGGCCUCUGAGCUGAAGGAGGCAACGAAGGGCCCUCUCUACGGCCGAGUCUGCAGGAUUCUGCGAGAGGACCACACCUGUGGCAAGUCUGGCAAGUGCUCUCUGCACAACCUUCUGACGAACCAGGUCUCUCUGGUUGGUGUAGGGGAUGCCUGUGCCACCGUGAUCCUCUCUGACAAGGAGGUCUGCGAGGCUUCUGGCGGGUUCUUUGCUGCGGAGCCUGUGGAACUGCUGAAGUUCAAGAAGUCUUACCCGCAGAUGCUUCUGGACCAGCAUCUUCGGUACGGCUGGGAACUUCUGCGCUACAAUCUGAGCGACUCCGACGAGAACUGGUUCCUGGAGAACAAGAUCUGCAUGGUGGACCCCAAGCUCUCUGGGCAGCUCCUCGGCGAACACGACCGCCCCGAGCUUCUGCGGGCUGCUCUGGACAGACUUCGUUCUGAGAACAAGCUGCUGUUCGUGCCUGUCUGGGGGCACUCUCCGAACCACUGGACUCUUCUGGUCCUGCAGCGAGCAGAGCUCUCAGAAAACUUCUCUGUGAAGUACCUGGACAGCCUGUCUGAGAAGCACGAGGAGUGCUCUGUGAACGCUGCCCGGCUUCUGUCUCUGCUUCUGCCGGCAGAGACUCUGCCAGAGAGAAGCUCCUCUGGCACCCAGAAGUCUGACGAGUGCGGCUUCUGCGUUCUGGCCAACAUGCUCUGGAUCUGCUCGGGCCUGCUUCUGGAAGGACCCUGUGCUCGUGGGUCUCGCGGGAAGCUGGUUCUGGAGCUCAUGUCUGAGCUGAAAGGCUUUCUGGCGCAGCUGUCUGGCGAGCAGUCUAAGCUGGAGAAGGAGCUUCUGGCCAAAGAGAAGGAUCUGGAGAAGACUCUGAAGGCCAACCGGAUCCGCUCUGAGAAGCUGGCUGCGAAGUCUGGCAAGGACGCUGCCUCUGUUCUCAAGCUUGAGAAUCUGGCGAAGCAGCUCCUCUCUCUGAACAAGGAGCCUGACGCCUCUGAUCUGUCUGAGGAGGACAAGUCUCGCAUCGAGACUGUCCGUCUGACAGGUCUGGGCGUCUGUUCAAGAUGCCACUGGCAAAGUGGCUGUCUGGACUGUGAUCCUGCGAAGCUGGAGCGGUAUCUGCUGAACAGACUGCGUCUGGAGCUGGGUCUGCCACCUAAGGCAGCCUGA
Messenger RNA from Symbiodinium sp. CCMP2592, 4626 nucleotides. The record is from the annotation of a GenBank genome assembly. NCBI's taxonomy places the organism in Eukaryota, Dinophyceae, Suessiales, Symbiodiniaceae.